Molecule: messenger RNA, 2438 nt
Organism: Marchantia polymorpha subsp. ruderalis
Lineage: Eukaryota; Viridiplantae; Streptophyta; Marchantiopsida; Marchantiales; Marchantiaceae
Source: the annotation of a GenBank genome assembly
GGCAGCAGCAGAAGAAGAAGAAGAAGAAGAAGAAGCAGCAGCAGUAGUAGAUCAAGUCGACUCCAUUCCUGGACCGAAGGUGUUCUUGUCUCGGUUCUCGUGGCUCUGCACUUGGAUCUUCUCCUCGCACAGACAAAGAGUUAAUUUCCGAAGCCAAAGCUUCGGUCAAUGGUAUACAGACCGCCUGUGCUUGACAGUGUUCGAAGGCUCCUAAGGAGUUCAGCCAUUGCAUACGAGUCGUUGAGAUCUCUUCCCGAGCGGUCCAGAGACUGCUGGCUGUAGGGCCUGAGUUAGAUUUUAGAAAAGUUAAUUCGCAGAAAUUCGUCGCCGAAAUUCGUCUCCAUCAUCGAGUUUUCCAUUUACCAUUCUUUCAUUUUACCCUUCUAUCAUUCAGUCACAGCAGGUACGAGUUGCAGAGAGCAAUUCUCGAGUGACAGCUGACAAUUGAGGCAAUCUCUCGGCAAGCAAUCGACAGCAUGAUGUCGAGUACGGCGGCGUUCAACCCAGCGGACAUGACGGUGAACGGGGUCCGGAUGCGGCCGGUGCCGAGGAGCAUGCGCAAAAGCUUAGUGCUGCCAGCGGAACCGACUGCGCCCGAGAACGAGUGGCUGUAUCUGAGCAACCUGGACCGAGUGGUGACGGCCACAUUCAGCAGCGUGAUUCACUUCUACGAGAACGCGGUGACGGCGGAGCGGACCUUCCAGCAAGUGAUCGACGGACUGAAGCGGUCGCUGUCGCGGGUGCUGGUCGACUUCUACCCUUUCGCCGGCAGGCUCGAGGUGGGCACGGAUGGACUCAUCAACUUGCACUGCAACGAUGCCGGAGCGGUGUUCGUGGAAGCGGCCGUGGGCGUGGAGCUCGCGGAGGUGGGAGGGCCGCAGGCCAUGCACGUCCUGUCGGGGCUGGAAGUGGCGCGACUCGGCAAGGGCCCGCUCUACAUCCCGGACCAGCUGACGCCCAUGCCCACUCUCGUCGUCCAGGUGACGAGAUUCAAGUGCGGCGCGAUCGCAGUGGCCACGAACUGGCAUCACAAUGUUGCGGACGGAUCGUCGGGAGUCCAUUUCAUCAAGUCGUGGGCGGAGGUGGCCACCGGGCAGCCUCUAUCGCUCGUGCCCAUUCACAAUCGCAUGCUUCUGAAACCUCGCACUCCUCUGAAUCCCAGCCUCGUGCAAGGCUACAGCACCAAAUCGGCCCACAAUCUGAACCAGGUCGACCUGCACUCCGUGCACAAGUUCAGCGGCGCCACGCAGCCUCCGGUGAUCAGGAGCUUCGCUCUGGACGCGCAGACCGUGAGGCAGCUGAAAUCGCAGGCUUGCGGAGCGGCCUGCGAGCAGGAUGCAGCGCAGCGGAGUCAGACGUUCACGUCCGCGGAAUCCAUCUCGGGCCACCUCUGGCAGAGCAUGACCCGAGCCCGGCGCCAUGCCGACGAGGCCUCGGACCUCGAUCGGCAGACGCUGAGCAAGUACUUCAUGUUCGUGGACGGGCGGAAGAAGCUGGACAUGCCCGCGGGAUAUUUCGGCAACGUCGUGUGCAGCGCGUGCGCUGUGAGCACCGAGGAGGAAAUUCUGCGCAACCCGGUGUCCUACGCCGCGGGAUUGGUGCGCGCCGCGUGCAGGAGCAUCACGGCCGACUACUUCAGGUCUCUGAUCGACUGGGUGGAAGUGCAGGGCACGGCGCCUUCCAAGUCCGAGCAUGUGAAUUCUGUUGGGAGGGAUGUGGCCAGCACGUUCUGGACCACCUUCCCUCUCUACGAGAUUGAAUUCGGAUUCGGGAGGCCGAUCUGGGCUGCCAGAAACUCCCCGCCCCGCCCUCUCAUCGACGGCAUCGCCAUGAUGCCCAGCCCUCAAGGACAGGGAAACAUGGUGGCGCUUAUCAACCUGCACGCCGAUAGGAUGGAGCGGAUGCAGAAAGAUCCGCAAUUUUCCUCUGUGUUCGUAGCUGACGCGCUCUAAUGGCGAGCUUCGAGUACCUGUAAAGAGCUGUACCUCUCGUAGCGCCAAUUUUGACUCGUACAUGACCGCAAUUCCAGUGGAAGUCGAAAUGGAGACAUUAGAAUUAGAAUUGUUGCGAUAUUAGUUAGUACCGAGGGCUUGUAGUCAUCCCUCUGACAUACGAUAUAUUCUGUGCAGAUUCAUUUUUUUUUUGUAAGGAUUAGAGGUUAAAUGUAGAAUAGACGUAGACGAUGUAGACGACGACAAUUAGUGUCAGGACCUUUUUGUCAAGCCCUGUGUGGCCUGAUUUUGGAUCAUUCUGUAGCCCGAUGUACUUCAUACAGAUACAAGCUUUCAGACUUCUCUAGAUCGAAAACAUAGACAAUCAAUAUAUACACAAAUGAGCAUCCACAAAUGGAUUUACUCUCCCGACUUGCAAAUUGCAAGAUCUUUUUCUUGUGAAUCUCUUAAGAGAAAAUUUAAUCCAAGGACAUCUUCAUAGUUGCC